AUCACGACUGCAAACAUUCGUAUGACAAAAUAGUGAGGCUUUUUAAAAUUACAUAAUGUAUAGAUGGACGCGCAGUCUUCUCCGUGUUUCGUCUAAGACUUAACUGUCGUUACGGCAGCAUCCUACUCCGCCUUUUAUCUUACGUAACUAUUGUUCAGGUAACAUCUGAGCCUUUUUCUUAUCGGAUCUGAAAAGCAUACAAAUAUUUCCUUUUUUAAAUUUUGAUGGAGUUGGUGCCAAUUACUACUGGUCUCCUUGAUCUUUGAAUCUACUCCUAUUCUUUUUAUACACGCGGGUUUCCUGGCCAGGCUUUACCUCUGAAGGCUUCAGCUCCUGUUUGAGUGCCGGCCGGGUCUCCGCGGGCCCUGAUUCCACAAGGUUGCAGCAGGAAGGUGCUUUCACCCUUGUGGCCAGCGGCGGCUAUGUAUAAAAUAUGGCCGGCUGUUGGCGAGCUCCACUGCAGUCAGGGAAGCUCUUCUGGGCUUUUCUUGUGCUUUCACUGUGCGGACAAGGCAUCCUCUUGUGCCCUGAAGGAUGCCAUUGUGCCUGGGAGACUAAAACAGUGCUCUGUGCCAGAGUUGGCUUACGGCAGAUCCCGAUGGCCAUACCGCCAAACACGGUGGUCCUGCAUCUGGAAGGCAAUGAAAUCAGCUCCAUCCCAGAUGGCGUCUUCCAGAACCUGCCCCACUUGCGAGAACUUUACCUUUCUCAAAACCAGAUUGACAGCUUGGCGCCAGGAGCCUUCCGUCACUUAAGUGACGAACUCAAACUGCUUGAUCUCUCUGACAAUCGUCUUCAGCAAGCCAACCGGGAAGAUUUUGGACUCACCAGAGCCAAAACCAGGCUGUUCCACAACCCCUGGCAUUGCAGUUGUGCUCUUCAGGAACUGAUGGAGACUCUUAACCUGGAACCAGAGACCGUGAAUAGCAUUGUGUGCGAGAGUUCAGAACAAAGCAGUGAGCACGCAGGCCAGCCCCUGGUCAAACUAUUGGAUGCAGGUGUGAAUUUUUGCAGUCUGCAGCGCAAAACAACCGACAUUGCAAUGCUGGUUACCAUGUUCAUCUGGUUCACUAUGGUCAUCGCCUAUGUGGUGUAUUAUGUGCGACAGAACCAAGCAGAGGCACGGCGGCAUCUGGAAUACCUGAAGAGCUUGCCAACCCCUUUGAAGGGGGGCUCGGAGACAGACACACUCAGCACAGGCAUGUGAAGAGUGAUGGGUGAAAAAGGCAAAGGAAAAGCUCACGUAUAAAGUGAUAUGGGCCAGCAGGAAUGAACAAAUUAUUAAGCACUAAAAACAGACUUGUAACAAUUACCAAUGUGGCUGCAGAGACUGUUACAAAAGAAGUAUUUUAUAGUAGAUUUUUUUUUUAUUUUAAAAAACAGAGAAAGAGAACCUUUAGAGAAUGAGUAGACUGUGACCCUCUGACCACGGUCUCCAGUGCUCAAAAAAAGGCUUAAGAUACAUUUUUUCUUUUUUCCUACCUGCACUUACUACCUCAGACCCUUUUUAAAGUCAGUUAAUGCCCAACAUACCUUACUUACUGUGCUGAUGUAUGUAGAUGAUAGACUGAUUUAGCUUCUCUUGCUCCUUCUGUUUCUGUAUGAGAGAAAGGCUAUAAUUCUUCAGUAUGGUCCUAGUCAGAAGAAACAGGCUCUGGGGUUCUCCAUUUCAAAGUGGUGUAAAAAAGAGACAGCUCCUCAAAACUAGUCCAACAAAAUAGAAAGGCUGGGUUAGCGACUUCAUAUAGUCUAGUGUAAGGCAGCAUUAGCAUCUCUAGCCCAACUUGGUCUUCACCAAGAAGGGGGCUUAAAUUCUCUACUCAAUCUUUAAGUGUCUAGUCUGGUCUGGAAUACUGAAAGAGCACAUCCAGAUCAUCCAGUCCAACAUAGCAUCUCUACAGUUCAAACCUAUUUAGGGAAUAAACUGACCCAAAGUCUCAAAACUAAUGGUUUAGACAAGAGAAUGGCUUACCUUCAGAGAAAAAAAAAUGUUGAAUCACCUACCUGGUUUGAACAAUUAGGGAGCAAGUGGGGGAUGGACUUUUCAAACCCAGUUCAGGUUUUUCAAGCACAGCCCAGUUUAGAAGAAAGAGGCUGACACCUACUGGAAGAAAAGGCAGUCUGAGCCGCUGUAUUACAGUCUAAGUAGUCUCCAUAACCAAAUCUAGUAUACUUCAGAAGAAAGAAAAACAAGCUGAAAACCUUUUUGAUAAUUGAAACUCACAGAUGUCCCAAACCCGGCCCGGUAAAAACAGAGGUGGACAAGAUAACCUUUAUGCAUUAGGCCUCUUUUGAGGAAAGGACAACCAUAUUGUCUCUACUCUAGUUUAAACAAAAUGAGCCUUUUUCAGCCAGUUAAGUCUAGUAGAGGCGCAGCGUUCGCAUCUGCAACCUGCUCUAAUUGAGACAAACGCCACCAAUCUGACCGUCCUUGUCUUUAAAGAGUAACGUUGAGACUGGAAGAGAAGCAGACUGCCUCCCUUCCAAAUGAGUCAUUGAUCAGGAGUGGCAGAGCUUGUCUUUUCUGAACUCUCUGGUAUAGAAGUUGGGAUGGGACAAUCUCAAAAUUUCACAUUAUGAUUACAGUGACCAAAAUGAUAGUUGUUUUCGGUAUAAUCACAGUAUUGUUAAAAUGCUGAAACAGAUCAUAAACUGUUGUCAUUUAAAAAACAAAAAUUAAUUGUCUCACAUGCUUGAACUCUUGCAUACAUGGGUGGGGGCCUUUAACAAACACUAUUGCAUACCUUUAGAAACCCAGCAUAUAUUUAUAUAUAAAAUAAAGCCAUAAAUAACUGUAAAAUAACAACUUUUAUUGAAACAUCUUCCCUGAACACUUUGUUUUUAAACUAAAUUUAUAUAUAAUUACACAAUCACUGUCUGCUUCUCAGCACAAAAAUCCCAGACGUAUUACAUUUUUGUGAUUAUUGCAAUGUCGCUCCUGGCACACUCUUCAGCAGUCGAUUGUUUUGCAGUCUAGAGAUACUGAACAUACAGUAUGCAGCAACUUGUGUUUUUUGUCCACUUUUGCUUCUAUAAGAAGCGGUUUCAGGUGAUGUGGCUAGUGCCGUUUCACUCUCUGCAGCUGCCUGCCCCUUUCACUUUCAACUUCUUCCUCUUAUCUGAGCUCUGCCUCUCUACAAGAUUCAUGACCUGUUGGCAUAACAAGAGUCAAUUUGCACCAUGACUCUUCCUGAAUGGUGGUCUGCUGUCAAUAAGAGGAGCUCUUUCAAGGGCUUGCUGUGCUAAGAGGCAUCAUGGCAUGGCAUUUCUUUUCUUAUCUCUUAUCUCUCUAAACUGGUAAUGCCUACAUAAAAAGUAACAAGAUAGAAACAUCUCUCUAUUUAUAAAAAAAAAAAAAAAAA
This is a messenger RNA of Polypterus senegalus (gray bichir), 3362 nucleotides long. RefSeq names its product leucine-rich repeat-containing protein 3-like. Lineage: Eukaryota; Metazoa; Chordata; Cladistia; Polypteriformes; Polypteridae. The coding region runs from base 434 to 1207 and encodes 257 amino acids. The transcript has 3 exons. Gene Ontology annotation, molecular function: protein binding. The record is from RefSeq and is a predicted model, not a curated record.